CUUAAACUUGUAUAUAAAAUCAAUUGUAGGUUCCUUCACCACGUGACAGUAAACGUCAUCAUAGUUGUUCUAAAUUUCAAUCGAAACGUACCGUAAAUACACUUAUCUCUAUUUGAAAUGAAAUUCGAAUCGACGAAACCUCGAAAGGGUUGACAAGGGUGAGUACCGAAAGAUAUCAAAUAACAUCGAAACUUGUAAAUUCUACCGAAAGAGGGACGGCGAAACAGGACGAAGAAAAGAUAGGUUAAUAGUAUAUUCCCUCUAAAGCAAUCAUUGCGUCGAAUCCGUUCUGUUUACGAGUGCAAGCACUGUUGCCUCCUGGUGCAGUAGCGUCAGAAGAUACACGAAGGACAAAUCACGUCGAAAGUUGGUGAUCGAUCUUCGUAAACCUUCAGAUUUCUUCGAGUAUUACCGGACACUAUCUUUAUCCGGCUUUAUCGUGAUGCAACCUCGAGUCCCCGUGCAUUACGUCGUAUGAGGUGGACGGAUACUGAAAAAAAAUUGUACAAACAGGAGACGACUCGCGUCAUUCGAAUUAUUUCGUAAUGUCGGUCUCGUUUUUCAUUUUCCUCGACACGAUCUUCGUUGUUCUUUGGAUGGGCGUGAUCGACGUAUCAGCUUUGCAUACGAAGGAUCCUCUCGCUCAUCAUGGUAGAUGCGAACCGAUUACGAUAAAUCUUUGCAUGAAUAUACCGUACAAUGAAACUAUAAUGCCCAAUUUGAUGAACCAUCAGAAACAAGAAGAAGCUGGCUACGAGGUUCAUCAAUUUGCGCCUCUCGUCAAGGUUAAAUGCAGCCCUGAUCUACGUUUCUUUCUCUGUUCUGUUUAUGCACCAGUUUGCACUAUCAUCGAGAAAGCAAUACCACCGUGCAGAUCUCUGUGCGAGAGUGCUCGUGCCGGUUGUGAAGAUUUGAUGAACAGUUUUGGUUUUAAUUGGCCGGAUAACCUUGAUUGUUCUAAAUUGCCUGAAAAUGGGAAAGAACUUUGUGUUGGUACUAAUGAAACAACACCAGUGGAACCAUCGGCACCUGUAUAUUCUCCACCACGCAUGCCAGUUGCAGAGUUUCAGCCACCUUGGAACAGUGGUGGAGCCACGUCUUACAACGGUAAUGGCUUUGCGCUCGGUGCCAGAGACUUUGGAUUCGUUUGUCCCCUGCAAUUCAAAGUUCCACAUGGACUGGGUUAUUCUCUCAAAGUAGGGGAUAAAAUAGAACCUAAUUGUGGUGCACCCUGCGAUGGUAUGUUCUUUACAGAAAGAGAACGUAACUUCUCCAGAGUCUGGGUCGGUACCUGGGCAUCUCUCUGUGCUGCAUCAUGUUUUUUUACGUUCCUGACCUUUCUCAUCGACACUGAUAGAUUUAGAUAUCCAGAGAGACCCAUUAUUUUUCUAUCGGUAUGCUAUCUCAUGGUAGCACUGACAUACGUGAUAGGAUGGGCCGCUGGUAAUUCUAUUGCAUGUAGAGAGCCCUUUCCUCCGCCUUUAGACAUGCGUAUUCAGAUGGUAUCUACAAUAACGCAAGGAACUAAGCACGAAUUAUGUACUGUGCUUUUUAUGGUGCUUUACUUUUUUGGUAUGGCAUCGAGUAUAUGGUGGGUUAUACUUACAUUGACGUGGUUUCUGGCAGCUGGUUUAAAAUGGGGACACGAAGCUAUAGAAGCACAUUCGCAGUAUUUUCAUUUAGCUGCUUGGGCAGCACCAGCAAUAAAGACCGUAACAGUCCUUGCAAUGGGAAAAGUAGAAGGAGAUAUAUUAUCCGGUGUUUGCUACGUGGGUUUGUGGAACGUUGAUGCAUUAAGAGGAUUUGUGCUAGCUCCUCUUUGCGUUUACUUAGUUCUUGGAACGGCCUUUCUUUUCGCCGGUUUUGUUUCUCUCUUUCGCAUACGCACCGUUAUGAAGCACGAUGGUACAAAGACCGAUAAGUUAGAGAAGUUAAUGAUCCGCAUCGGUAUUUUUUCCGUAUUAUAUACCGUACCAGCGCUCAUAGUGAUCGCUUGUCUUUUCUACGAGCAAGCGUAUUUCGAUCAAUGGAUGUUAACUUGGAACAUGGAGAUGUGUUCGCGACCUGGGUUGCAAUCGCUUUACUCGAUGCCUUGUCCUGUCGGUGAACGUACUCGUGAUCUUGGCCGGCGGCCAGAAUUCGAAGUCUUUAUGAUAAAAUAUUUGAUGGCAAUGAUAGUUGGCAUAACUAGUAGCUUCUGGGUAUGGUCUAGUAAAACUCUCAGUAGUUGGAGACAAUUCUUUAACCAUCUUCAGGGUCGUCGUACAGAAGCGUACGUUUGAAAUUAAUUGCGUUUAAAUAUAAAAGGAAGAAGAAUGACUUUUGUCAAUGCUUUUUACUAUCAUUGGCAAAUUAUAAUGCUUAGGACAAAAAGGUGGAGAGAGAGAAAUAAUAUUCGGUGAUAGUUCGCUCGAAUGAUUUCGAUUUUGUAACACAUUGUACGAGAAAACACUUCCAAAAUAUUUCAGGUAUUAUUUCCAUUAUAAUAUAUAUAAUCCAAUAUAACUUAAACUUAUUUGAUUUCUGAACAAUGUAUAAAAUAUGCUUAAUGCAUUGCUUACUUCCAAAGAAGAUAAAGCACGCUUGAACUCGUCAAUGUGUUGAGACUGUCACCGAUGUAGAAUUAAAAGGUUCUACAUUUUUAGAAGUUUAAUGUGCCAAACAAGUGUUAUAUUUUUAUAAACGAUACAUGUCCUCUGAAUGUCCAUAAGCCUUUUAUCUAUUUUAAUUGCAUGACACGUAUGUAAGAUAUAACGACUGAUAGUUUAUCAAUUUGAAAGUAUUAUUAUGCGAUAUCUGCUUUAAACUCUUUAUAGAUAUAUUAAUAGUACUUUUGGUAUAAACAAAUCAUUUAUUACUCAAUUUUAUAAUUAAAAAUUAUAAGAGAUUUUCGUCAUUUAAGCAAAGCUAAGUGACUAGAUAGUAUAAAUCAUUUAUCGUAUCGGCUAUUUCACUUUAAUUAAGGAAAAACUGACGGUAUUAUGCUUAAUAAAGGAGCGUGUUUUUCGAAUAUUUUAAGAAACUACUGAGAAAUAAUAAUACUCAGAAAAAGACUUCAAGGACUGUUGAACAUUAGAAUUUUAUUUUUUUUAUUUUUUCUAUAUAUAUAUAUAUUCUAUAUAUAUAUAUAUAUAUAUAUAUAUAUAUAUAUAUAUAUAUUCUAUAUAUAUAUAUAUAUAUGAAGAUGGCAAUCUUAAUAAUCAGGUACGAAUAAUUAUCGUGAUCAAAAGUAAUCCUAUGCGUAGUUCGAAUUAAAAUGUUUACUUAUAGGAAUAAUUGUAACUUCGAAUUAAUUGUAUAUAGUUAUAGCUCUUACUUUUAUCCUUAUGUAUGUAUCGUAAUAUGUAUAAUUUUUAAGUAAUUGUGUACAUAUAUGUAUACACAUACAAAAUAGGCACACGCCAAAUCUCUUGGCACUUUUGUAUGUUUCCUAUACUAAAUCAAAUAGCGGUGAUAAGUUAAAGAGAACCGCACAAAUUUAUGAAAUGUAGUUAUUUUCAUCGAAAAGCAUCGAUUUCUUUUUCUAUGGUAUAUAAAGGAAGUUUGUUAGAAAGAAUAUUUAUUAACCAAAUAAUUUUGCGAGAAUAUUUCACAAUGAUGAAAUGUACUUCGUAAAACGAAUUUUGCUUGAUAUCAAGAUCAUUCUUGAGAAUCAAGUUUAAUCACGAUGUUCCAAACUGUACUAAUUCGUCCAUUGAAAACUGCCGAACUCUUACGUAUGUACGUUACGCAAGUUCUAUUCUCACGCUGAUAAUAUGUAUGACUUGCAAAGAGAGAAUCGCAUGUUUGCUUGCUGUUAGAGUAUUAAGUAUUGUACGUAAAAUACGCGUAAAGUGCAGGAUUAUUACAUUGCUAAAUAUAUUAUAUACUUUAUUUGAUAGUGAAUGAGAUGGAUGUAUACAAAUAAUUAUAUAUAUACUAUAUAUAUAUACAUAUAUAUAUAUAUAUAUAUAUUUAAUAUACGAUCAAUUUUUAUACGGAUAUAAAUUUAUAACAUCCACUUACACUCUUAAAUAUGCGCGAUAUUUAUUCGCACAGGUACAAAAAUUUAUUUCGUUCUUACUUGAACGAGAACCACGUGUCGCAUGCAUGUUAUACAAUACUCAUGGAAGUUUUAAUUUUAUAUGUCGAACUUAAUAAAGCUGCCGAUACUUAUGUAUAAA
This is a messenger RNA of Vespa crabro (European hornet), 4163 nucleotides long. RefSeq names its product frizzled-2 (gene fz). Gene Ontology annotation, molecular function: Wnt receptor activity; Wnt-protein binding. Lineage: Eukaryota; Metazoa; Arthropoda; Insecta; Hymenoptera; Vespidae. Gene Ontology annotation, biological process: canonical Wnt signaling pathway; non-canonical Wnt signaling pathway. Bases 546 to 2282 code for a protein of 578 amino acids. The record is from RefSeq and is a predicted model, not a curated record. Gene Ontology annotation, cellular component: plasma membrane. The transcript is spliced from 3 exons.